UUGAGAGAUGAGUGCAUGAGUUUCAUAUCAAAAUACUAUCAUUUUAAAAAAUAUCACUAUUUUGUAUAGUGCAUGAGAUCAAGUGUUUACAAUAAAAUUUAGCUGCCCAAAUUUUUGAUUACACCAUGGAAGCGUCUAAUAUUGAACCUUUUCUAGAUGGCAAGACUAUUUUCAUUACUGGUGCUACUGGUUUCCUUGCAAAAAUUCUGGUAGAGAAGAUACUUCAGAUUCAACCAAAUGUGAAAAAAUUAUUCCUACUGGUAAGAGCUGCAGACACAAAAUCAGCCAAAAAACGAUUUACUAAUGAGGUUAUGCAGACUCAAUUGUUUAGUGUUCUAAGAGAAAAGAUAGGUGCAAAUAACCUGAACUCUCUCAUAGAAGAAAAGAUAUUUCCUGUUGCUGGUGACAUAUCAUUUGAGGAUUUUGGAAUUGAAAACUCAGAGAUGAAAGAUGAAAUGUUCAGAGAAAUAGACAUAAUCAUAAACUCUGCUGCAACUACUAGAUUCGAUGAGAGAUAUGAUAUUGCCAUGAAUAUCAAUGUCCUAGGUGCCCUUAACGUCCUCAAGUUUGCUAAAAGAUGUGAAAAUGUGAACAUUAUUACUCAUGUAUCCACUGCAUAUGUUUCUGGAGAAGGGGAAGGAGUAAUACCAGAGAAAUCAUUCAGUUUGGGUGAGACACUCAACAAAGACACAAAAUUAGACAUUGAUGUGGAGAGGAAAGUGGUAGAGGACAAACUCAAGGAAAUUGAAGCUCAAAACUUGACAACAAAGGAAGUAACAAUGGCCAUGAGAGAUCUAGGCAUUCAAAGGGCAACUAUGCAUGGAUGGCCAAACACAUAUUCCUUCACAAAAGCAAUGGGAGAGAUGCUUUUAGGUCACUAUAAGGAGGAUUUACAACUUGCUAUAAUACGUCCAACAAUUAUCACUAGCACUUAUAAAGAGCCAUUUCCAGGAUGGAUUGAAGGAGUGAAAACAAUGGAUUCUUUUAUUUUGGCAUAUGGUAAAGGAGUGUUGAAGUUCAGCUUCGGUGACCCAAAUUCUUAUAUUGACGCAAUUCCAGGUGAUAUGGUGGUAAAUGCGAUCCUUGCAGCAAUUAUAGCACAUAUUGGAAAUCAAUAUAAUUCCUCUCAAGGAUUUAUAUAUCACAUCAGUUCUUCUAGAAGAAAUCCCCUAAAAUCUUCAGAUAUUCGAUUGUUCUUGUUUAAUUACUUCACCAAAAAUCCAUGGAUCAACAGAGAUGGGAAAAUCAUCAAAGUGGAUAUGCCUACACUAUUUAGCAGCAUGGAUAGCUUUCGAAAAUACAUUUCAACCUAUUAUUGGCCACUGUUAAAGAUACUUGAGUUGGCAAAUCUGUUAUCAUGUCGUAGUUUUGACAAAACAUACAAGGAUACGAAAAGGAAGAUUGAUAUGGCCAUACGUCUAGCUGAACUCUACAAACCUUAUUUGCUUUUCCAUGGAAGCUUUGAUGAUGCUAACACAGAGGGGUUGAGAAUGGCAAUGAAAGAAUGCAACAUGGAUGAUGUGCUCAACUUUGAUCCAAGUUGCAUCAAAUGGGAGGAUUACUUCAUGGAGACUCACCUCCUUGGAGCUGUGAAGCACAUAUUCUAGGGAUUAUUUUUGAAAAUUAAUUAUUCAUAUAUUAGGUUCUUCUUUCAGCAUAUGGUGAGAUAAUCAUUCUGAAUUUGCAAUAAAAAUGUUAAAAAAUAAAAUAAAAAUGGAGUGUACAAUUAUUUUCAUUCUUGUAAACGUAAUUUGUCCAGGACGACUAUAUAAAAUGUUGUGUCUGUGAAGU
Molecule: messenger RNA, 1791 nt
Organism: Lycium barbarum (goji berry)
Lineage: Eukaryota; Viridiplantae; Streptophyta; Magnoliopsida; Solanales; Solanaceae
Product: fatty acyl-CoA reductase 1-like
Exons: 10
Coding region: 126-1607 (493 amino acids)
Biological process (GO): suberin biosynthetic process; long-chain fatty-acyl-CoA metabolic process
Cellular component (GO): intracellular membrane-bounded organelle
Molecular function (GO): alcohol-forming very long-chain fatty acyl-CoA reductase (NADP+) activity
Source: RefSeq, a predicted model, not a curated record